This is a messenger RNA of Drosophila yakuba, 1171 nucleotides long. It is a transcript of the gene Nelf-E, whose product is annotated as negative elongation factor E. The coding region runs from base 134 to 976 and encodes 280 amino acids. Gene Ontology annotation, molecular function: RNA binding. NCBI's taxonomy places the organism in Eukaryota, Metazoa, Arthropoda, Insecta, Diptera, Drosophilidae. The transcript is spliced from 4 exons. The record is from RefSeq and is a predicted model, not a curated record. Gene Ontology annotation, biological process: negative regulation of transcription elongation by RNA polymerase II. Gene Ontology annotation, cellular component: NELF complex.
UGGGCUGUUACGGUCACACUAAACCAAUUCGAUACAUUUCGAUAGUAAAAAAUAACAACAUUUUGGAAAAACUUAAUUAAUUGCUGCUUAAUUUGUUUUUACCGGGCUAACUUCAAGUAUACAUAGCCCAAGUAUGGUUUACAUACACUUCCCCAGCAAUUUAACUGAAGAGGAGCAGAUGCUGCAGGCCAAAUAUCAAAAACUCAAGAAAAAGAAAAAGGCCCUACAGGCGCACAAGGCGCCCAAACCAGAGCCGGAGAGCUCCCUGACCCUGAAGCGUCCCACGGAUGCCCGAGAUGCCCGCGAAGUGGCCAGGAAACUGAUUAAAAGCGGCGCCAUUCCCGCCAUCCAGAAGCAGACCAAACAAGAUCAGACCUCCUUCAAGCGGCCCAAGGGGCAGGAAAGAGCCAAGCGCUCCACCUCGGAGACCAGUGUCGCCUCUUACCAGCCCUUUUCGUCCACGCAGAAUGACGUGGCCCAGGAGACGAUCAUUAGCGAGAUCAUUAAGGAGGAACCGCGCCGGCAGAAUCUAUACCAACACUUUGCCACCGAGCGGGAUCGUGAGGAGCGCGGCAUGCCUGAGAAGGUCCCCAUGGACACAGCGCAGCCAGAGAAGCCACGGGCCGGCAAUACCAUCUUUGUGUCCGGUAAUAAGGUCACCGAGGAUUUCUUGAAGAAGACAUUCAACGACUACGGCACCAUUGUCAAUGUCUCCAUGGAAAUCGAAAAGAGUCGUGGCUUUGUUUCCUUCGCCAAACCGGAGUCAGCAGAUCGCGCCAUUGCGGAGAUCCAUGGCAAGAAUGUGAAUGGCAUCAACUUGCAGGUGCAGCUGGCUAGACGCCAGCCCCAGAUUGAGCCCAUUAACGAUGCCUCCUCGUCGGCAGUCUGGUCAUCUAUUGCCGCCAGCAAAUCGCAAAAGGGUAGCCACAAGGACCACCGCGAAAUGGUUCAAUACGAUGAAGAUUUCUUGCUGUAGAACUCCAAUAUUUAGUUUUUACGUUUAGCUUUCUACUUACUUCCUUUAUCACUUAGUAACAGAACACAUUGCAGUUUAUUUUAAAUCAUUUUGCUUUAUUGAAAAUACGCUUCUAUAUAUUUAUGUAUAUAUGUUCACUUUCUGGCUAAGUACUCGCAUUUCAAAUUAUAACGUUCAAAUGAAUUCAAUGAUAAA